This is a messenger RNA of Penicillium malachiteum, 1110 nucleotides long. RefSeq names its product mannosyltransferase complex subunit MNN9. Gene Ontology annotation, molecular function: alpha-1,6-mannosyltransferase activity. Gene Ontology annotation, biological process: cell wall mannoprotein biosynthetic process; protein N-linked glycosylation. Gene Ontology annotation, cellular component: mannan polymerase complex. The coding region runs from base 1 to 1110 and encodes 369 amino acids. The transcript is spliced from 3 exons. Lineage: Eukaryota; Fungi; Ascomycota; Eurotiomycetes; Eurotiales; Aspergillaceae. The record is from RefSeq and is a predicted model, not a curated record.
AUGGCCGUCGCACGCUCAAUGCGACGUACAAGUCCUAUCAGCCUUGUGCUGGCAGCUUUGCUGGCAUUCGGCUUCAUUUGCUUUAUGUUAUCGCCCUCCACACCUUCCGCGGCGACUGCGACGCAGCUGAGCAUCCUCUCUCCCCCACCGACCAAGCCUUUCCUCAAAUCCCAGCCCGUUCGAAGUGAUGGCUACAAAGCCGCCCCUCCCGUCGUCCACUACGACCUGAACAACCUUACUAGCACAAGCAACUCUGCUAUGAACGGCGAGCGCAUCCUCAUCCUCACCCCACUAGCUCGCUUUUACCAAGAAUACUGGGAUAACCUUGAGAAAUUGAGCUACCCGCACGAAUUGAUCUCUCUCGGCUUUAUCGCACCGAAAACAAAGGACGGGAACACCGCUGUUUCCGCUCUGGAGAAAUCCAUCUCUCGUACGCAAUCCGGUCCCAUCGAUAAUCGCUUCGCUAGUAUCUCCAUCCUACGUCAAGAUUUCGAUCCACCACUCCAAUCGCAAGAUGAGAAGAUCCGCCAUAAAUUAUCCUCGCAGAAAGAACGCCGCGAGUCCAUGAGUCGCGCUCGGAACAGUCUGGUCUUCACUACUCUCGGACCAAGUACCUCAUGGGUUCUCUGGUUGGACGCUGAUAUUGUCGAGACGCCCGCGACUCUAAUCCAGGAUCUGACCCGACACAAUCAGCCAGUGAUCGUACCGAACUGCUUCCAGCGUUACUAUGAUUCCAGUGAGCGGAAAUGGGAUAUUCGUCCUUACGACUAUAAUUCCUGGGUAGAUAGUGAAGAGGCGCAGAGACUAGCGACUGAGAUGGGUCCGGAUGAUAUCCUGUUGGAGGGUUAUGCGGAACUUCCAACAUAUCGGACGCUUAUGGCCUAUUUACCGGAGUUCUCGGCUUUGGAUCCGCAUCGAAUGGUUGCCCUUGAUGGUGUGGGGGGUACGGCUUUGAUGGUUAAGGCGGAUGUUCAUCGUGAUGGUGCUAUGUUCCCUGCUUUUCCAUUUUACCAUCUUCUAGAAACAGAGGGAUUCGCUAAGAUGGCCCGACGUCUUGGAUAUGCGGUCUUUGGGCUACCGGAUUAUUUCGUUUAUCACUAUAACGAAUGA